AUGUCUCCGUCCCAUCAGCGAGAUCGGGAGAGGGAGAACGGAGGGACGGCUGCGCAACAGCGGGUUCAGCAGGCGGGGCGGUCUGGCGGACGACCGGCGGGAGGGAGCAGUAGUCACCACCACCACAGGGAGGAGCCGUCGAUGGUCGGGCAGUGGAGGAUGGGAAAGACGGUUGGAGAGGGAUCGUCCGGUCCGUCUUGGAGUCGGGUCAAGCUUGCGAAGCACAAGCUGACGGGGCAGUAUGCGGCAGUCAAGAUCGUACCGAAGCCGCGGAGGAAGGGCGACCAGGACAAGGUCGAGAAAGCCGACAAGAUGCUGCUCGGCAUUGAGCGGGAGAUCGUCAUCAUGAAGCUGAUCGAGCACCCGAAUGUCCUCCGCCUCCUCGACGUCUACGAGACCACCCACGAGCUCUACCUGAUCAUGGAGUACGUUGAAGGCGGCGAGCUGUUCGACUACCUCGUCCGCAAGAAGCGCCUCCACGCCGACGAAGCGCGACACUACUUCCAGCAAAUCAUCUCGGGCGUCGACUACUGCCACCGCUUCAACAUCUGCCACCGCGACCUCAAGCCUGAGAACCUCCUGCUCGACAAGGAGAAGAACAUCAAGAUCGCAGACUUUGGGAUGGCGGCGCUCGAGAGGGAGGGCAGGCUGCUCGAGACGAGUUGUGGCAGCCCGCACUAUGCCAGUCCCGAGAUUGUCGCGGGCGAGAACUACCAUGGCUCUUCGUCCGACAUCUGGUCCUGCGGCAUCAUCCUCUACGCGCUCCUCACAGGCGUCCUCCCCUUCGACCACGCCGACAUCCGCACGCUCCUCUCGCUCGUCAAGCGCGGAGAGUACUACAUGCCGCCCGAGCUGCCUCGCGACGCGCAGGACUUGAUUCGCCGUAUGCUUGUCGUUGACCCUGAGAAGCGCAUCCGGAUGGACGAGAUACGCGCUCACCCCUGGGUGACGCGCAAACCCCCUCGCCUGAUCUACGGCGUCCCUCCCCCCGCCCCUCCCGACGUGAACCAGAUCGCUCGCCCCGUUGGCUCCGUCGACGAGAUUGACCCCGAGAUCUUGGGCAACUUGAGGACGCUGUGGCAGGGCGCAGGCGAGCGGGAAAUCGUGCAGGAACUCCUUUCGCCCGAGAAAACAUGGGAGAAGGUCUUCUACUGCUUGUUGUACCGGUACCGGACGCGCAGUCUCGAGAACUACAACAUGGACGACGAGGAGAUCCGCAAGCCUCGCCGGACCGCAGGUGCUGAAGAACCUUGUACGCCACCUGCAGAGAAACGACAGCACGUCGUCGCCAGCGGUCCUGUCGCAACUCGCAACCGCCGCUCCCGCGGAUCCAUCUCCAACAUCGCCGCCGUCUCUCCUACCAAGCGGCCCAAAACAGGCUCGCCUCCUCCAGUCACUCGUCCUGCGCCUCCUCCUCCGGUCAUCCGCCCGGGACCCUCGUCGACCACCCCGUCGAGCUCGCCUGGUCCUCGUGGCCCGCGGCCGCUACCUUCGCCCUCAGCACACCUCGCAACUCCGCCCGUCUCUGCACGCGUACCGGCUAUCCAGCUGCAGGAAGCGACGCCCGACCACACCGCCAGUCCUUCUCUCGCGCCGCCCACUCCUGACGCACACAGUUCCGGAUGGGAAAGCAUGCCUCCCUCGCCUUCGCCCCAGGCUUCCGCCGCUUUCGAGACGUCUUCGUCGUCAUCGCGCCCUUCGUCAGGCGGAGCACCCGUCUUGCCCAUCAACAUCCCCCAAACGGGCGACGCAGCGAUGCAGCAGUUCUUCCACGACAUUGUCGGCCAACUCCAGACCAUCUCGCUCCGCAACUCGCUCCCGCCUUCCCCUGCUCCCUCAGCUGUCUCGCCUGCCGGGACAUAUGUCUCGAGCUUCCUUGACUCGGGCGCAUCGAACGUCUCGACCGCUCCAACGACGCCCGCUAUGACCUCGAACUCGCCGCAGGUCCAGCACAAGGCGGACGGCGAUGCGUCUCGUUUCGAGGACGCCGAGGACGACGAAAGCGACGUCGGGAUGGCGUACACUUCGCCUAUCAUCGGAGGACAAGGCGACUACGGUCUCGUCGGGAGCGUCCUCGCCGACAACCCGUACAGGGCUAGCACGCCCGCCUCCUCCGCUGGCUCGAGCUACCGCGCCGCCUCGCCCGUCCUCUCGAUUGGCGGAACGUCUUCCGUCCACCGCCGCUCGGCAGACGUCACGAGCGUCAUGUCCCGUCCGCGGUACGGCGCCGUUCGCGGCUCGUCUCGAGAAGGCGGUGUCGCGAGUCCCACACCCGGCAGCACCACCUCGCCUUCCCGUCCCGCCAACCGUCAAACAGUCAGCUACGCCUCGUACGCGACGACGAACAGCUCGACGAGCGGCGGAGGAGCAGACAAGGAGAACGUCCGUUUCUCGGCUGUCUCGAACGCUUCGAGCGGAAGUGCAGGCGCGAAUCCUGGACUGGGCUUGUCGUACCCUCGCGGUGCGCCGCCGCCUGUCGCGCCUCGGCCAGGUCUGCAGCAGCGACCAGCUCUUGGGCUCGCCAUUUCGGGCGCCAACGCGAAUGGCGGGCGCGGUGUUGGAGCUGGAGCGAGGGACACGAUGUUUGGCGACUAUGAGUUUGUUGAGCGACCGAGUAUGGACGAGCAGCAGAUGGCGGCGAUGUACAGCAUGCAGCCGAAGCUCAAGAAGAAGAAGCCGACGGUCUCGUUCGCGCCGCUCUCGCCCAGCUUGACCUCCUCCCGCUCGGGCGCCAACGAUCCUCAUGCGCCGAAGCAAAGCUGGUUCGCCGGCCUCUUCAACUGGAAGUCCCUUAGCUACACCCUUAUGUCGACCGACUACGCGCACCCCACCCGGCUUGAGUGCAAGCGCCUACUCGAAGACUUGGGCGUCGCUGUCAUGGUGCAGAACGCGGACGGCAUGGCGAUCCUCAAGUGCCGUGCGAACGAGCGAAGAGACUCGUCCUCCGUCGGCCCUGCCAAGUCGGUCAAGUUCCGCGUCGAGUUCUCGUCGCACUCGUCGUCGUCCUCUCCGCUCGCCUCUCCCUCCAUCAGCUCGUCCUCGCCCAACCCUUCCUCUUCGUCCUCCUCCAUGGCCCUGCGGCAACAGUACCCAACGCUCGUCACCCUCGUGAUGGAGAAAGGCGCGCACUCGACCUUCAAGGCGACGUACAACCGCCUCCGCUUACGGUGGUCGCUCGACGACCCGCGGUCGGUUCUCAAGGAUGGGUCGGCGCAUGCUCAGCAGCAGCACCAGCAGCAAGGCCAGAGGGAGAUGAUGAACGCUGUCAGGCUCAUCCCCAGUCCGAUGCCGAGUCCUGCGCUUGGUGGGAUGCGCUCGCCUCGACUUGCCUGA
Molecule: messenger RNA, 3333 nt
Organism: Rhodotorula toruloides NP11
Lineage: Eukaryota; Fungi; Basidiomycota; Microbotryomycetes; Sporidiobolales; Sporidiobolaceae
Product: serine/threonine-protein kinase HSL1,negative regulator of Swe1 kinase
Exons: 10
Coding region: 1-3333 (1110 amino acids)
Biological process (GO): microtubule cytoskeleton organization; protein phosphorylation; intracellular signal transduction
Cellular component (GO): cytoplasm
Molecular function (GO): protein serine/threonine kinase activity; ATP binding; tau-protein kinase activity
Source: RefSeq, a predicted model, not a curated record